Drosophila busckii is the source of this 1465-nucleotide messenger RNA. Its product is annotated as protein FAM98A. Gene Ontology annotation, cellular component: tRNA-splicing ligase complex. Bases 63 to 1340 code for a protein of 425 amino acids. Lineage: Eukaryota; Metazoa; Arthropoda; Insecta; Diptera; Drosophilidae. The transcript has a single exon. The record is from RefSeq and is a predicted model, not a curated record.
CUCAAUGACAGCUCUAGCUAUAAAUAUACAAUAAAAAUAUUGCAAACUUUACCGGCCGGCAAAUGGAACUGGAGCUGGACAUUAUUGAUUCGCUGGAAGCCCUUGGUUACAAGGGAGUGCAGCAAGAGAAAUUAGCCCAAUCAUUAAAUGAGGGUAUUGGCAGCGGAGAGCUACGUGAAGUUAUUUUCUGGCUUGCCAAUGAACUACAUUUGUUGCGAAAGACCGAUGAGCAUGUGGCGUCAAGCAAGAAGGACCAUGAUGAUUUUGCAUUUGAGCUUUCGCUGCUGCUAACUGAGCUGGGAUGCCCUUAUCAACAGUUUGUGGCUGUGCCCAUGUCGGAGCGCUUUCAGACACGCGAGUCAUUGUUGCAACUUUUGGACUAUUUGACAUCAGAGCUGAUGGCAACAAAGAUGUCGCUAAAACUACAACCCAAGCAGGCGGAACCACCCAACAAGAAAUGCAAGACUGAAUCUCAUUUGGAGCAAACUGUGGAGCAGCUGGCAAGUGACUUACAGCUGGGUGAGUUGCCUAAGAACAUGAACAGCAAAUCGUUCUUUGAGCGCUUGAUGCCGCGUCUAGAGCAGCGCUUGAAACAAACCAAUCCAGCGGUGCUCAGCGAACCGCUGCUUAAGACCAAAAAGCCACUGACUGAUGCUCAAUGGCGUGUGCUGGAUGCUAUGCACAAGGAUCUGGACGCUGAAUACAAUCUGAGACGUCAAAUGAUGCUGACGAGACUGGAGGCAACCGUGCAGAGUUUUCAGUGGUCCGAGAGCAUGAAGCAUCGCCAGAAUGAGAUUGCCGAACGUUUUGAGCGCAAGCUCAAGGAGCUGGAGCAGCUAAAGGAUGGCGGCAGCGAUACCAACAUUGUGGCUCUGCUGGCUGCACGUGCAGAUUUGGCCAUAAUCGAAAAGACGAGCUCGGUGAAUGUGCGCAAGAAUACAGCUUCUAAAAUAGAGAAACAUGUGAUAGGCAGUGUGCCGGAUCGUGGCGGACGCGCUAAUGAGCAUGCACCUCCGCCGCCGGAGAUGCCAUCCUGGCAACAACAGCGUGCUGGUGGACCAGCUGGUGGCGGACGUGGAGGUGGCGGUGGGAACUUCCGCGGCGGCAAUAGAGGACGCGGUGGAGGAGGAGGCGGUGGCGGGCAUCAUCAGCCGCAAUACCAAAAGCCGCCAAAUUAUCAAGAGCAGCCUCAACAGCAGCGUGAGCGUGAUCAGCAAUGGCUGCAAAGCAGCGGACGUGUGCAAGGCACUGGCUGGAAUCCUCAAGCCGGCGGACGGGGCGGUGGUGGCGGCUACCAACAACGCCAGCGUGGCGGCAAUCAGCGUGGUGGCUUUCGAUAAGGCACACGGCUAAUACAAUCAAUAUUUAUAUAUGUACACUUAACGACAGCUUAGAUUAUAAUUAGAAUGAAUAAAUAAUUUGUUGCUGUGGAGCAUCAACACCUAACUCAGUGAAUAACUCUGUG